Messenger RNA from Liolophura sinensis, 1599 nucleotides. Its product is annotated as PAT complex subunit CCDC47-like. The record is from RefSeq and is a predicted model, not a curated record. Gene Ontology annotation, cellular component: endoplasmic reticulum. The transcript has 14 exons. Gene Ontology annotation, molecular function: calcium ion binding. Lineage: Eukaryota; Metazoa; Mollusca; Polyplacophora; Chitonida; Chitonidae. The coding region runs from base 79 to 1494 and encodes 471 amino acids. Gene Ontology annotation, biological process: endoplasmic reticulum calcium ion homeostasis.
UAAGGAGAGUAACUUACCUUUUCCACCAUCUGUGACGGUGCACUCAUGCUUGGUGCGUUCCUGAAGGGGUGAACUAAGAUGAAGUGGGUGUGGUUUGUUGCCUUGGUGUUGGCCUUGACAUGUGUGUCCCUCUCCCACCAAGGUCAGCAUCCUGAUGCUGAUAUUGAGGACAAUGAGUUUGCGGAAUUUGAGGAGUUUGAUGAAGAUGAGCCAGAUGACACUGUAACUGAUGACAGAACUGAACACACACUACCUGACGGCGCUGCUUCCAUGGACACAGAUGUUGAUGAAGACGAUGCUACAGUGGAGGAUGAAGAUGAUGAAUUUGAUCAUUUCACGGAUGAUGAGGAAUUUGAAGGCUUUGACAAGGAGCGUCCAGGAAAAGGACAGUCCAAGGAGAAACCUCCAGAUCUGAAAAUUACCAAGAUCCCGUUACAUUUGCGGACGAACUGGGACAGUUUUCUGAUGGAGAUGCUUAUGUUGGCUGGACUGGGGGUGUACUUCCUCAACUUCCUGGCUGGGAAGAGCAAGAAUCACAAGUUAGCACAAGCCUGGCUGACCUCACACAGAGAGCUGCUGGACAGCAACUUCUCACUGGUUGGCGAUGACGGUACCUCUACAGAGGCACAGCCCGGCGUCCUCAUGAAGGAGUCUGACAACGUGUACGCACUAUGGUGUAGUGGUCGCACCUGCGUGGAGGGAAUGCUGGUUGAACUCAAACUGCUCAAGCGACAAGAUCUCGUCAACACCAUUUCUCGGAUAUUCAAACCAGCCUCCGAUCAAAUUAUGGUGACUGUGAACAUGGACCCUAAUGCCAUGGAGAAGUUUGUGUUUGCGGUGGCUCUGAAGAGGACUUGCGGGAAACUGUCUCGUGAGAUGAACGACCUGAGUUUAUUUUGUCAAGAGAAAAAGGCGUCUGACAGGUUUGACCUGCCUCAAAACUACCAGAUGCUGAGUGAGAUCGGCGAGGCAACCACUGCUAUCAUGGACAAAAAGGUGUGUCAGUUGCUAACGAAGUAUGAAGGCCUGGUUGAGUACAUGCAUUUUUCUGACCAAUUCUCAGGGCCUAAACCACAGGAUGAUUCUCAGCCCAGUAAACUGCCUGAUGGGAAGCCUGUCCUUAUUUUCUGUUUUAACUUGCCUGGUAAAGGUAGUACUAGUACUGCUGACAUGGAAGAUCUCAAGCCUUUACUCAGACUUGUGUUUUACUGUGUAGACAAAGUCAGCAAGAUGAAUCUAUCCAAGGAGGCCCGAUCUAAAGCUGAGAAACACAGACAAAAAGCGGAGGAGACGUUCUUGAAGCAGGCGCACACGCAGCGGCAGGAAGCAGCGCAGCUCAGGAGGGAGGAGAAGCGCCGCGCUGAGAAAGAGCGCAUAUUGAAUGAAGAGGAUCCUGAAAAAGCCAGAAAACUAGAGGAGCGUGAGCAUCGUAAAGAGAUGAAGAAGAAGCACCCAAAGAUAAAAACUGCUCAAGACCUAGUCUGCUCACCGUAGUUUUUUAACAAUGGGCAGAGACUGCCAAGCAUCUCAAGCAUCACGUUCCACAAAGAUGAAAAACGAGUUUAUAUACGGACACAAAAGCUGGUGCAAAUGUGCAUC